AUGGCACGACGUAGGUACAGGCUGUUUAUGGUCUGUGCCGUCGUCAUUCUCUUCCUCCUCUACAGAGUCUCGCAGAACACAUGGGAAGACCCUGCGCAGCAUGCUGGUCUUUACCGUCCUCCCACCUCGAAUUCGCCUGCCGCGGGAGUAGAAAGCCCGCCGAAACCACCUCCGAAGCCUGCGCCCGAGCCCGAGCCCGAGAACAUACCUGAAACAAAACCCAAGCCUCAGCCCGAGGCCGAGGCCGAAGCCAAGCCCAAGCCCGAAUCGAAGCCGGAGCCGGAGCAUGCUGCCAGUCAGAGCAAGCAGAGCAAGCAGAACAAGCUCGAUGAUGAAGAUGACGGGCCCGGCGUCAAAAUUCCAAAACUGAAAGAGCUGGACGACUCCAAGCCAGCAGUCAAUGGCGGAGCGCCUGACACCGACGAGGAUGAAGUGGUUGAAGAUAUUCACCAGAAGAAUCCGCCAAAGAACAACCCUGGAAAGCCAGUAGAUGAUCGGAUCCAUUGGCGGCCUGUUGGUGAGCACUUCCCUGUGCCCCCCGAGUCUGCUAUAAGCCUUCCCACUGGAAAGCCGCAAAAGGUCCCCCGAGUGCAGCACGAGUUUGGCGUCGAGUCACCAGAAGCCAAAUCCAGACGAGUCACGAGACAACAGCGUGUUGCCAAAGAGAUUGAGCGGGCGUGGUCGGGCUACAAGAAGUUUGCGUGGAUGCACGACGAGCUCUCGCCCGUCUCUGCCAAGCAUCGCGACCCCUUUUGCGGCUGGGCUGCUACCUUGGUGGAUUCCCUGGACACCCUAUGGAUUGCGGGCCUCAAAGACGAGUUCGACGAGGCGGCCAAGGCUGUUGAGAAUAUCGAUUUCACCACGACUCCUCGCAAUAAUAUUCCAGUUUUCGAAACGACCAUUCGAUAUCUUGGCGGUUUGCUCGGCGCCUUCGAUGUCAGCGGUGGCCAUGAUGGUGGCUACAUCAUCCUUCUGAACAAGGCUGUUGAGCUUGCCGAGAUCCUCAUGGGCAUAUUCGACACGCCGAACCGUAUGCCAAUCCUAUACUACCAAUGGCAGCCAGAAUAUGCCUCCCAGCCUCACCGCGCAGGCUCUGUCGGUAUAGCGGAGCUUGGAACGCUCUCCAUGGAAUUUACGCGCCUAGCCCAGCUUACCAGUCACUACAAAUACUACGAUGCUGUGGAUCGCAUUACUGAUGCUCUGGUUGAGCUCCAAAAACAGGGCACCAGCAUUCCCGGCUUGUUUCCUGAGAAUCUGGAUGCAUCUGGGUGCAACCAUACCGCAACUGCCAUCCGCAGCUCACUUAGUGAGGCAGCGCAGAAGCAGAUGGAUCAAGACCUCUCCAAGAAGCCGGGUAACUUCAUGCCUGGAAAGGUCCCCAAGACCGAAUCUCAGAAUGCCGAGAAACGCCCCAAUCAGAAGCAAAGUGCAGACGGCAACGAGUUUAUAGUUGGAAAGCUCAGUGCUUAUGAAGCAAUUGCAAAAUUGCAAGCUGCUGAUGAGGCCAGGGCAAAGGCUUUGGACAAGGCUGCAAUCAAGCCUGCGGGAGAAUCUGACAGCUUCAUUGUUGGUAAAAUCGGUGCUGAGGACCCAAGGGACGAUCAAACUCCAGCUGCGAAACCGGAUGCUUCAGACAAAUUUGUUGUCGGCAAGAUAGGGGCGGAGGAUCCAAGAGACGAUCAGACACCAGCUGUGAAACCAGAUACCUCAGAUCAAGGAUUUGUUGUCAGCAAGAUCGGGGCGGAAGAUCCGAGAGAUGAUCAGAAAAUUCCGGACGCAUCUGGGACAAAAUCCUCAGAAUUUCUCGUCGGCAAAAUAGGCACUGAAAAUCCGGAAUAUGCGAAGCAAGGGCCCCGCGAAGAUGACAAAACGGAAACUCGUCCGUUGGAUUCUCUCCGUCGCCGAGACACCAUUCCUGGUGAAGGUACAUCUGUGGAGAAGCCCAGCCAAGUGCCAUCCCAACAGACGGCGAGGCGAGGGACGCCACCCUUUGCGGCUGAUGGCUUCACAGCCAACUGGGACUGUGUUCCUCAAGGCUUGGUAGUGGGUGGAUACGGGCUCCAGCAGUACCACAUGGGAGGUGGUCAAGACUCAGCUUAUGAGUAUUUCCCGAAGGAGUACCUACUUCUCGGCGGUCUGGAGUCCAAGUACCAGAAGCUGUACGAGGACACUGUCGAAGCAAUCAACGAGUGGCUCCUCUACAGGCCCAUGACGGACGGCGACUGGGACAUUCUAUUCCCCGCCAAGGUCCAAACAGGUGGAAACCCCUCUGAAGACCUGACCGCAACAUUUGAGGUUACGCACCUCACGUGUUUUAUUGGCGGCAUGUACGGCCUGGGUGGCAAGAUCUUUGGCCGCGAGAAGGACCUUGAGAUAGCCAAGAAGUUGACGGAUGGCUGUGUCUGGGCAUAUCAGUCAACCGUCUCCGGUAUCAUGCCGGAAGGUUCCCAAGUUUUGCCUUGUCCGUCACUGGAGAAGUGCGCUUUCAACGAAACCCUCUGGUAUGAGAAGCUGGAUCCUGCAAAGGACUGGAGAGACAAGCAGGUGGCCGAGUGGGAAGAGAAGAAGGCGGCGUUCGACAAGCAACAGCGAAGCAAGGACCCCAGAAAACCUAGCGACAAGGAUAAAGAGGCUGCUGGCGAAGCCCUCAAGGAAACUGCCCAAGACCACAGCGAGUCUGCCGGUAGCUCCAAGGCCAUUCACAAGAGGGCAGCUGUUCCGCCGCCAAAGUCGAGGGCUGACGAAGAUGUUGGUUCAGAGCUGCCGCAGUCUCUCAAAGAUAAGAUUGGUCUCAAGGGUGACGAGCAGAAAAAGCCAGCAAAGAGCGGCGUCGGUAUCCAACGAGAGCCUGGUGACCCAAUCGACUCAGUAUUGGAAGCCCACCGUCUCCCUCCCCAGGAACCGGAAGAGCAGCAAAUCAUCCUUCCCGAGAAGCCUGAGACGCACGAAGAGUUUGUAAAGAAGCAUAUUGCCGACUAUGGUCUCGCCCCCGGCGUCACCCACAUCACUUCGAGACAAUAUAUCCUCAGACCCGAAGCCAUUGAAUCCGUGUGGUACAUGUAUCGCAUCACGGGCGACCCCACCUGGAUGGAGAAGGGCUGGAAGAUGUUCGAGGCCACCAUCAGCGCCACCCGCACAGAAAUAGCCAACAGCGCCGUCGACGAUGUCAACAGCCAAGAACCCGGGCUCAAGGACGAAAUGGAGAGCUUCUGGCUCGCUGAGACGCUCAAGUAUUACUACUUGCUGUUCUCGGAGCCCAACGUCAUCAGCUUGGACGAGUGGGUGCUCAAUACCGAGGCUCAUCCUUUCAAGAGGCCCGGUGGUAGCGUGAUUGGACACAGUAUAUAA
Messenger RNA from Trichoderma aggressivum f. europaeum, 3348 nucleotides. Its product is annotated as CAZyme family GH47. Gene Ontology annotation, biological process: mannose trimming involved in glycoprotein ERAD pathway; carbohydrate metabolic process. Gene Ontology annotation, cellular component: endoplasmic reticulum; membrane. Gene Ontology annotation, molecular function: calcium ion binding; mannosyl-oligosaccharide 1,2-alpha-mannosidase activity. The transcript has 2 exons. The coding region runs from base 1 to 3348 and encodes 1115 amino acids. The record is from RefSeq and is a predicted model, not a curated record. NCBI's taxonomy places the organism in Eukaryota, Fungi, Ascomycota, Sordariomycetes, Hypocreales, Hypocreaceae.